Messenger RNA from Acanthopagrus latus (yellowfin seabream), 3357 nucleotides. It is a transcript of the gene sema3e, whose product is annotated as sema domain, immunoglobulin domain (Ig), short basic domain, secreted, (semaphorin) 3E. The record is from RefSeq and is a predicted model, not a curated record. The transcript has 17 exons. Bases 820 to 3222 code for a protein of 800 amino acids. NCBI's taxonomy places the organism in Eukaryota, Metazoa, Chordata, Actinopteri, Spariformes, Sparidae. Gene Ontology annotation, molecular function: semaphorin receptor binding; chemorepellent activity. Gene Ontology annotation, biological process: semaphorin-plexin signaling pathway; positive regulation of cell migration; negative chemotaxis.
GCUGUGGUAGGAGCCAUCUUAACUGAGUCACUGAGGUUUUGAGCUGAGGUUUUGGAUCCUCCCUGACUGUUGGAGCGUGAGCAGAGUUGGGAGCCAGAGCUCCACUUUUUCCUCCCCAGUGCAGAGAGACGGCACGCCAGGCACGAGGCUCCCCACUCCUCCGCUCUCUCUCGCUCUGCCUUUUCCUGGGCUCAUGUCCAGAGAGUGACUGGCUCCAGUGGACCCAAGAGGAGGGACGCAGCCUGAGGAUACAGUACAGCAGCUCCAGCCCUGCCUGCCUGCCUGCCUGCCUGCCUGCCUGCCUGCCUGCCUGCUGGGACAGACAAAUACAUUGAGGUUUCUACAAAUCAGCAGCUCCUUCACCUGGGAUUCACUUGAUUUACUUUAUAAUUUUUUUUUUUUAUCCUCUCAUCAGAUCAGAAAAGCCUGGAUCUGAGCUGGGCAUACAGACAGACAAACAAAAACAGACGGACUGGCAUAUGGACAGAGAGCAGUGGGCACUGCGGCGUGAAUGUAGCAACUGGACUUCUCUUCUCCCUGGUUACUAAGACCAAACAAGGAUAAUCGCCAGAGCACUAUCCUGUCCACCGAGGUGGUGGGUGGAUGCAGCUUUCAGCAGGCUGCUAUAGGCGAAAGCAGUGACUGUAUAGAAGCUGCAGAGAAAGCAGCUAGUUGAUCCACACUCACAAAAAAAGGGACCGUUGCCUUCAGGUAGACUUCAGUUGGAUGGUCAUCUCUUAUUGAACUUGUAGGGCAAAGGAACUGUCUCCCUCCUCACGGACUUAUGUUGAGUGGACUUCUCUCAAGAUUUCUGCGCAGAUGGAAGGUGGAGUGCGUGUGUCAGUGAGGAUGGCAGAGUGCACGAGGACUGUGUGUCUGACUCUUAUGCUGCUGUAUAUUGUUCUGCUGGGCACGGCUCACACAGCCCACAGCAUCUACCCGAGGAUACGGCUCUCCCACAAAGAGCUUUGGCAGUUGAACAGAACCUGGGUGUUCCAGGGACAUGGAGCGUCUCUUCAGCCUCAGACCAUGCUGCUGGACGAGGGCCACGAGAGGCUUUACGUCGGUGCCAAGAAUACCCUGUUCUCCCUCAGCCUGGACCGGGUUAACACUCACCAGAGAGAGAUCCAGUGGGCCAGUACAGAAUCUCAGAUAGAGGAGUGUCUGAUGAAAGGGAGGGAAAAGCCCGAGUGCGCGAACUACAUCAAGGUCCUGCAAAAGUACAACCAGACCCAUUUGCUGGUCUGCGGAACAGGAGCCUUUAACCCCAUCUGUGGCCUGGUCAGAGUGGGACACACGGGGCAGAACAAGCAGUUCACUCUUGAAGAAGACAGUAUAAUAAGCGGCAGAGGGCGCUGCCCGUACGACCCCAACAGCCCCUGCACGUCUACGCUCUCCAGAGGAGAGCUGUAUAUUGGCUUGUACACUGACUACUGGGAGAACGAUGGCGCUUUGUGUCGACUCAACAACCAGACCUACACGCGCACUGAGAGAGAUGACAGGCAGCAGCUCAGCGAGCCCAAGUUUGUGGGGUCAGCAGUUAUUCCUGACAACGACGACAGGGAUGAUGAUAAAGUCUACUUCUUCUUCACUGAGCGGGAGACGGACGGUGAGGGAGCGAACAAGGCCGUCUACACUCGUGUGGGACGGGUCUGUGCGAAUGAUCAAGGAGGACAGAGGAUGCUGGUGAAUAGAUGGAGCUCCUUCCUGAAAACUCGUCUCAUCUGCUCCGUGGCCGGGCCGAACGGCAUCGAUACACACUUUGAUGAUCUCGAGGAUGUGUUCGUGCUGAAGAACAAAGAUGGAAAAAACCCAGAAAUCUUUGGCCUCUUUAGCACGACUAGCGCCGUGUUCAAAGGCUAUGCAGUGUGUGUCUAUCGCAUGGAGGACAUCAGAGCAGCCUUUAACGGUCCGUUCGCCUUCAGAGAAAGACCCGAGCAUCACUGGACGCCUUACGAGGACAGAGUCCCUUACCCUCGACCUGGAUCAUGUGCCAGCAAGGUGAACGGAGGCGGCUUCUCCAGCUCUAAGGAGUUUCCUGAUGAGGUUUUGAGGUUUGUGCGGUCUCAUCCUGUGAUGUAUCGCCCGGUCCUUCCUCAGCACCGCAGACCUGUGCUGCUGCAGACGGAGCCGGGCAGGAGGAAGCUGACCCAGAUCGCCGUGGACAGAGUCCAGGCACAGGACGGACACUACCACGUUCUCUACAUUGGCACUGACGACUCAGUGGUGUUGAAAGUUAUCACCAUCUACAACAAAGACACAGACACCAUGGAGGAGGUGCUGCUGGAAGAGCUGCAAGUAUUCAAGCUGCCAGCGCCAAUACGAGAGAUCAUCAUAUCACCUAAAAGGCAACAGCUGUAUGUGGGAUCAGAAGUGGGCGUGGCCCAGGUCAGACUGCAUCAGUGUGACCUCUACGGCUCUGAAUGUGCUGACUGCUGUUUGGCCCGAGACCCGUACUGUGCCUGGGAUGGUCUCACCUGCUCCAGAUACUACCCUGCUGGAGUCUACACCAAGAGCAGACGAUUCAGGCGGCAGGAUGUUCGCCAUGGCAACGCCGUCCAGCUGUGCAACGGGCUGCAAAUUGACGAUGAACAAUGGCAGAGAGCCGAGGAGAGGCUGGUGUACGGCGUGGAGAGCAACAGCACUUUACUCGAGUGCGUCCCUCGAUCACUUCAAGCCAAGGUCCUCUGGUUCUUACAGAAAGGAGGAGAGAGACACGAGGUUCGAGGUGAUGAGCGGGUUAUCUUGACCUCACACGGGCUGCUGUUCUUGCGUGUGAAGAGCUCCGACGCCGGCGUGUACGUGUGCCAGACUGUAGAGCACGGAUACGUCCACACGCUGUUACGCGUUUCGCUGCAAGUGCUCAGAGGCGAGAGGGUGGAGUCGGCGAUCCACAGGCCUAAUGAUGAGGGAGGAGAGAAACCUGCAGCUCUGUGUCACUCCUCGCUGGGCCCCCAACCAGGCCCCAGCAUUAGCCCCAGGGCUCUGUUGCCCUCCUCGCUGCCGGGCCCCCACUCCAGGCUGUGGUACAAGGAGUUCCUCCAGCUGAUCGGCUAUGGGGACGCCCAGAGAGUGGAGGAGUACUGCGAGAGAGUGUGGUGCUCGGAUAAGAAGCGCAAAAAGACCAAACGGAAGUACAUUGCUCCGACUGGCGAGAAGCGAGGGAAGGGGAGAGCGGAGGAGAACUCCCACCGAGCGCCCCGGCACACCGUGGGCACCUGAGGAGACCGACCGCACACACACAAAUACACACACACACACAUACACACACAGUCUAAAGGUCAGACUUCACUCUGUGUUUGCACCAUGUAAAAGGUUUUCACUUUGCUUUCAACAAGAGCAGUUACAGAAAAAAAA